UCGCAACCGGAGCUUCCCUUCCUGCCCCGAGGAAGCUUCUGGGCGGGCGCGGUGCAUUGUGGGGUGGAGCCUGUGUGAAGAGGGGUACCUCUAGUAAGAAGAGCCGCCAGGAUGAUGCCGACACCAGUUAUCCUGCUGAAGGAGGGGACAGAUACCUCUCAGGGCAUCCCCCAGCUCGUCAGCAACAUCAAUGCCUGCCAGGUCAUUGCUGAAGCCGUGCGCACUACACUGGGACCUCGGGGCAUGGACAAGCUCAUUGUGGAUGACAGGGGCAAAGCCACUAUCUCCAAUGACGGUGCCACCAUCCUGAAGCUCCUCGAUGUUGUCCAUCCUGCUGCAAAGACGCUGGUGGACAUUGCCAAGUCUCAAGAUGCAGAGGUUGGUGAUGGGACCACGUCUGUAACUCUGCUUGCCGCUGAGUUUCUGAAGCAAGUGAAGCCCUAUGUGGAGGAAGGCCUCCACCCUCAGAUCAUCAUCCGUGCCUUCCGCACAGCCACGCAGCUGGCUGUAAGCAAGAUCAAAGACAUUGCUGUGUCAGUGAAGAAGGAAGAUAAAGAUGAGCAGAGAAGCCUGUUGGAGAAGUGUGCAGCCACAGCCCUGAGCUCAAAGCUGAUCUCCCAGAGCAAGGAGUUUUUCUCCAAGAUGGUUGUAGAUGCUGUGAUGAUGUUGGAUGACUUGUUACAACUCAAAAUGAUUGGAAUAAAGAAGGUGCAAGGAGGUGCUUUGGAAGACUCUCAACUAGUGGCUGGAGUUGCCUUUAAGAAGACCUUCUCUUACGCUGGGUUUGAAAUGCAGCCCAAGAAGUAUCAGUCUCCCAAGAUAGCCUUGCUGAAUGUGGAGCUGGAGCUCAAAGCUGAAAAGGACAACGCUGAAGUCAGAGUGAACACAGUGGCGGACUACCAGGCCAUCGUGGAUGCUGAGUGGAACAUCUUGUAUGACAAACUAGACAAAAUCCACAAGUCAGGAGCCAAAGUUGUCCUCUCCAAACUCCCCAUUGGUGAUGUGGCUACUCAGUACUUUGCAGACAGAGACAUGUUCUGUGCUGGCCGUGUCCCAGAAGAAGACCUUAAGCGAACUAUGAUGGCCUGUGGAGGUUCCAUCCAGACUAGUGUCAAUGCCCUGUCAGAUGAUGUUCUGGGCCGAUGUGAACUCUUUGAGGAGACUCAGAUUGGAGGAGAGAGGUACAACUUCUUCACAGGCUGCCCCAAGGCCAAGACAUGCACAAUAAUCCUGCGAGGGGGUGCAGAGCAGUUCAUGGAGGAGACAGAACGGUCCCUGCACGACGCCAUAAUGAUAGUCAGGAGAGCAAUCAAGAAUGAUUCUGUCGUUGCUGGCGGUGGCGCGAUCGAGAUGGAGCUUUCCAAGUACCUGCGGGACUACUCCAGGACCAUUCCAGGCAAGCAGCAGCUACUGAUCGGUGCUUACGCCAAAGCCCUGGAGAUCAUUCCCCGCCAGCUGUGUGACAACGCCGGCUUCGACGCCACCAACAUCCUGAACAAGCUUAGAGCCAAGCAUGCGCAGGGUGGGAUGUGGUACGGCGUGGACGUGCACAAGGAGGACAUCGCGGAUAACUUCGAGGCGUGUGUCUGGGAGCCAGCUGUGGUGCGCAUCAACGCGCUGACCGCCGCCUCCGAGGCUGCUUGCCUCAUCAUCUCCGUGGAUGAGACCAUCAAGAACCCUCGCUCCACCGUGGAUGCCGCACCAGGUGCCCGUGGCCGUGGCCGGGGCAGACCCCACAACCACUGAGCCCCGCAGGUGCUGAGCCCCGUUGGUGUGGUGGCAGUGGCUGGCGCUCUCCUCCUGCCUGCAGCAUCAGAAUUAAUUUCUAGCUUAAUUAAGGGGCCGGUUAGCAGAUGGGCAUUUUGAGGGCCCACAGGCAACCACUGGCCUUGGUUAAUUAGAAUCAAAUCUUGGCCUCGGCAGCGGCAACCUCCUGUGAGAGGCCCUGCCCCAACAUUUCCUCCUCAGCACUGAUCCCCUUAGGCCUCAGCCUUCAGCCUGCCUUCAGCUCGGGAGCUGUGCAGAUCAGAGCCCUCUGCGGCGCUGGCAAGGAGGGCAGUGAGCCUGAGGCCUUUUCCUAUUUAUACUCAUUUUUUGUUUUGGUUUGUUUUUUUUUUUUUUCCUUUCUGCUGAGGGUUUUGAACUCAGCCUCCAACACAAUAAAACGGUGACUUCGUUGCAGUGGCAA
Pogoniulus pusillus (Red-fronted tinkerbird) is the source of this 2188-nucleotide messenger RNA. It is a transcript of the gene CCT7, whose product is annotated as chaperonin containing TCP1 subunit 7. Gene Ontology annotation, cellular component: chaperonin-containing T-complex. Gene Ontology annotation, molecular function: ATP binding; ATP-dependent protein folding chaperone; ATP hydrolysis activity. The coding region runs from base 112 to 1746 and encodes 544 amino acids. The record is from RefSeq and is a predicted model, not a curated record. Gene Ontology annotation, biological process: protein folding. The transcript is spliced from 12 exons. Lineage: Eukaryota; Metazoa; Chordata; Aves; Piciformes; Lybiidae.